UUAGCUUCAUUUCAAAGAACAACAAGAAAAAAAUAUAAUUUUGAAACAUGAUGGAAAACGACAAAAUCAAAAUUUCUAUUGUGACUCGAAAAUUUUUAAAAUACAAUCUUCUAUGGCCAGAUGAAAAGACUGAAUUAAAUCCGGGAAUAAAAUACAAAAUUUCUAUUUUAGGAUUUUUUGUAAUAACUGGUUUGUUAGUUUUAUCUCUUACACUCCAUUUUUGUGUAACUAUUACAGCUGGUCACGAAAUGGAUGCAGAAGAGUUUGCAAUUCUUAUUGCCCUUUAUGGUUCCUAUUACAUGACAUGCGCCUAUUUAAAAAACCAACAUAAAGUGGCACUUUUGAUGCGAGAUCUUUCAGUUUUCAAAAGUUUUGGAAAACCUCCAAAUUUUGAAAAACGGAAUGUUCAACUAAACUUUUUAGCUAAAGUUUUGUAUUUCUACACAUUACUUGCUACGAUAUUUUAUAACGGUAAACUACUAAUAAACAAGAAGGAAUGUAAGAGAAUAAAUAAGGAAAAAGGAUUAAAUAAUAAUUAUUGCGGAUUACUUGUAUCAUGUUGGUUACCGUUUGAGAUAGAUUAUUUCCCUGUGUUUCAACUGGUUUUAAUUUAUGUUUUUCUAAGUGGUUACAUGCUAAUCAAACUGGCAUUAACCAUUUCUUUCAACGCCUUUGAAAUUGUAUGUAACAUUGUCUUAAGGAUUGAACAUUUAAAAAACAUGAUUUUGGAAUCUCUUAAUGAAAAUCGGAAUGAUAUUCGUCACAUAAAAUUUUUACGAUGCAUAUUAUAUCACAUCGAAAUAUUGAAUUUAGCGGCUAGACUGGAUGACAGUUUUUUUAAUGCAAUGUUUGGUCACUUGGCUUUAGUUAGUGGAAUAUGUGCCUGCUUGGAAAAGCAAAUUAUCUCGGGAGUUAAUGUUGUUGCAGGUACUUUGCAUUUUUUUGGCUGGAUUUUGGCGCUGUUUGUUGCUUGCGUUGCUGGACAAUAUCUGAUUAAUGCUAGCGAAAUUUUACCAAGUGCUAUCUGGGCCGCAAAAUGGUAUCAAGCGGAUUUGGAGUUAAAAAAGAAUGUGCUUUUUAUGCUUGCAAGAUCACAAAAAUCUCUUUUUAUACGAGCUGGUCCUUUCGGAAUUCUCUGUUAUCCACUUUUUGUUACGGUUUUAAAAACUUCAUACUCGAUUCUCUGUGUGAUGACAUCAUAAAAUGCUCACUUUUAGGAAUCUUUCAAAUAGCAAAUUGCACCUUUAAAAAUUUUAUAUGUAAUGUAGUUUCA
Messenger RNA from Tribolium madens (black flour beetle), 1273 nucleotides. RefSeq lists its product as uncharacterized. NCBI's taxonomy places the organism in Eukaryota, Metazoa, Arthropoda, Insecta, Coleoptera, Tenebrionidae. Gene Ontology annotation, biological process: detection of chemical stimulus involved in sensory perception of smell; sensory perception of smell. The record is from RefSeq and is a predicted model, not a curated record. The coding region runs from base 48 to 1202 and encodes 384 amino acids. The transcript has 6 exons. Gene Ontology annotation, molecular function: odorant binding; olfactory receptor activity. Gene Ontology annotation, cellular component: plasma membrane.